This is a messenger RNA of Haplochromis burtoni (Burton's mouthbrooder), 1878 nucleotides long. Its product is annotated as NLR family CARD domain-containing protein 3-like. The coding region runs from base 1 to 1611 and encodes 536 amino acids. Lineage: Eukaryota; Metazoa; Chordata; Actinopteri; Cichliformes; Cichlidae. The record is from RefSeq and is a predicted model, not a curated record. The transcript has 7 exons. Gene Ontology annotation, molecular function: protein binding.
AUGGUGACAGAGGUCAGAGGGUUCACUGACCCACAGAAGGAGGAGUACUUCAGGAAGAGAUUCGGAGAUGAAGAGCAGGCCAGCAGGAUCAUCUCCCACAUCAAGACAUCACGAAUGAGUGUUCAGGAGUUUCUGGCUGCUCUUCAUGUCCAUCUGACCUUCAUCAACUCUGGACUCAAUCUGCUGGAAGAACAAAAAACUUCCCAGAAAUUUAAAACAAUAGAUCCUACAUUCUUCUACCAGAGUGCUUUGAACAAAACCUUAGAGAGUCGAAAUGGACACCUGGACUUGUUCCUCCGCUUCCUCCUUGGUCUUUCACUGCAGACCAAUCAGGUUCUCCUACAAGGUCUGCUGACACAGACAAGAAGUAGCUCAUUGACCAAUCCCGAAACAGUUCAGUACAUCAAGAAGAAGCUCAGUGAGAAUCUGUCUGCAGAGAAAAGCAUCAAUCUGUUCCACUGUCUCAAUGAACUGAAUGAUCUUUCUCUAGUGGAAGAGAUCCAACAGUACACAAGUUCAGGAAGUCUGUCCACAGAUGAACUGUCUCCUGCUCAGUGGUCAGCUCUUGCCUUCAUCUUACUGUCAUCAGAAAAAGAUCUGGAAGUGUUUGACCUGAAGAAUUACUCAGCUUCAGAGGAGGCUUUUCUGAGGCUGCUGCCAGUGGUCAAAAACUCAAGUACAGCACUACUUGGUGGCUGUAACCUCUCAGAGAGAAGCUGUGAAGCUCUGACCUCUGUUCUCAGCUCACAGUCCUCUAAUCUGAGAGAGCUGGAUCUGAGUAACAACAACUUGCACGACUCAGGAGUGAAGAUGCUCUCUACAGGACUGCAGAGUCUGUGUUGUACACUGGAAACUCUCAGUCUGUCAGGCUGUCUGAUCACAGAGGAAGGCUGUACUUCUCUGGCUUUAGCUCUGAGUUCCAAUCCCUCUCAUCUGAAAGAGCUAGAUCUGAGCUACAAUCAACCUGGAGACUCAGGAAUAAAACUGCUGUCGGCAGGAUUGAUGGAUCCAUCCUGGAGACUAGACACUCUCAGGGUGGAGCCUGCUGGAGUCCAAUGGUUGACACCAGGUCUGAGGAAGUAUUCCUGCAAACUCACAAUCGACACAGACACAGUUCACACAAGCCUCCAACUGUCUGACAAUGACAGGAAGAUGACACAUGUGGAGGAGGUUCAAUCAUAUCCUGAUCAUCCAGACAGAUUUGAUCGACUUACUCAGCUGCUGUGUAGAAAUGGUCUGACUGGUCGCUGUUAUUGGGAGGUCGAGUGGAAAGGAACGGUUCUCAUAUCAGUCACUUACAGAAGAGUCAGAAGGAAAGGAAACAGUAAAGCGUGUAUCUUUGGAUGGAAUGAUCAGUCCUGGUGUCUGUACUGCACUGAUGAUGGUCCUGAUUCUGUCAGGCACAACAACAAAGCAAUAUCCAUCAACUCUUCUUCCUCUGUCUCUAACAGAGUAGCAGUGUAUGUGGACUGUCCUGCUGGCACUCUGUCCUUCUACAGAGCCUUCUCUGACACUCUGAUCCACCUGCACACCCUGAAAACCACAUUCACUGAAACUCUUUAUCCUGGAUUUAACCUCUGGUUUCCUGAUUCCUCAGUGACUCUGUGCUGAGUGGAGUGUAAAGAGUGUCCUCCUGUUAGAUAAACACUCUGACUGUACAUGUCUCUCUUUCACUCAGAAACACGUUUUCAGAUUCAUGGAUUCAAUCAGUUGAUGUUUUAAACUGUUCUUGUAAACUUCUUCCUCUUCAGUCCUUUAAAGAUGGAAGCUCCCAUUAUUCCAGGCUCCACAUGCUGUUUCUUUCUGAUUUUUCCACUCAAAGCUUCACAGUGAAUAUCAGUAUGUUGUGUUUCUCUGAAGCUCAGUUCACAACCAGCU